Scylla paramamosain (green mud crab) is the source of this 7045-nucleotide messenger RNA. Its product is annotated as trichohyalin-like. Lineage: Eukaryota; Metazoa; Arthropoda; Malacostraca; Decapoda; Portunidae. Bases 180 to 5348 code for a protein of 1722 amino acids. The transcript is spliced from 3 exons. The record is from RefSeq and is a predicted model, not a curated record.
CACGAGGAGAGCAAAGAACAGAGACAUGGUGGCUGCUUCCUCUACCCUCCCACUAUGGGGUGUAGGUAGUGGAGGCAUGGAGGGAGCAGCGGCGCGGCUCCAUCGCUCCCUUAUCGCUGGGCGGGGCAAUGGACCGAUAACGACACCACGGCGUGAUUUAAGCGAUCAAGGUGGUGUAGAUGAGCAGUGAACCGGCCAUGUCCGCAGCAUCGCUGGUGUCAUACGUGAUUGGAAAACUGAAGAGUGACGAGGCGCCGGGAGACAUGUCUGGUAGUACCCGCAGUCCACCCACGCCGCAGCUCACCACCGUCUGGCGCACCAAGUCCAUCCCUUACGACAUUCCCGACACCACCCACCCCUUCAGGAACGAGGGUUCUCUCCUAAAGCUGCUGCGCACCAAGUCCAUGCCGCUGCUCGGCAGGGAAGGCAGCAGCCCGCAACGCCUGCAGCCGGUCUCGCAGCAAGCCCACGCCCACGCCCGGAGCCAGUCACCCUCCCCUGUGCGGCACCCGCGGAACAGCAGGAACAUGAGCGGUCACCUCAGCGACGCUUCGGAAUCCACCGUGCCCUCGCUGAGCACGCCGCCUCCCACGCCCCGCUCCCCGUCCCCCACCAGACCACGUUCCCGCUCUGCCUCUGACGGGCACCUGUGGCAGCGGAGGAAGAAGCAGCUGAGGCGCCACACGGACAAGGUGAUGGUCACGCUGCCCUCAGUCAAGGAUCUCAGGGGAAAGUUUGACGAGAAGACAGCGAUCUCGCCCACCGACAAGCAGCCACCGGCGAGCCCCGCCCCGGUGAACGAUCACGCCCUGAAAGAGAGUGAGACGGAUGAUGGGCGGGAGGGGCGGCGAAUGACGCGUCACUACAGCAUGCUCAGGCCUCAUCUCAAGAGUCCCGAGCGACGCCAGCCGCCGAGACAAGCCGUCACGCCUGACAACGUCAGGAAGAUCUUGGAGAAAUUCGAAAAUUUGCCGCAGGUCGAGGGCGAGGAGGGUGAGGUGUUCUCGAGGAGUGACUCCCAGAAGCUGCGCAGCAAGAGCCGCAGCGAGGUCACUCUGAAGACCAGUGCCUCGGAGGUACCAAAGGAAGAUCAAACUCGUCGCAGGACGAGCCUCCAGGGGCGGCAAAGAAUGAAGAACCACCGGCGAUCCAAGAGUGAACCGGACCCGUCUGCCGUACUGCGCCACUACGCCCAGACCUCCCCGCCAAGCGUCAAGAAACUUAAACUCUUGUUCGAAAGGGAAGCCCUGGCUGGAGGCGGCAGCGACUUCGCCAAGAGUACCGCCCCGGAGCGUGCCACUCCCCUGGAGCGACAGAAAGAAAAGACGCCUGAGUCGCUGCAGGUGCUGGAGUCUCGUGGGAGCACUGCCGGGGAGACAGAAGCCGAGGAGAGCAGCACGGCAGACCAGCAGCUCCUGGGCGUGGUGGACGCCACUGGCCAGAGGGAGCAGGCUAAGACCCCGCCAGUAGUGGAAGUGCUUACCGCCGGGACGCCCUCUGUCAGGAGUUUACGGCAACGAUUCGAGGAAGGAGCCUCAGCCCAGUCUUCGCAGAAAAUUGUUGAAGAGGAGGUCGCCUCGAAGCCCCGCCGAGCCAUCGCGCAUCAGCUCAAGACGCCCUUUGAGGAAUCAUUGCACCAGAAGUCCAGGAGUGUUUCUCCAGAGAAGGAAAGUCGCCACUCGCUCACCAGCUUCUCCAGCGCCUCAGUCAAGAACCUCAUGCGGCAGUUUGAGGCGUUGUCACCCGAGGUGCCCCAACAGGCGGAGCAGGACGGCCUGGGACGCGAACCCAUGUCACCAUCCAGCCCGCAGCCGAUUGAGUCUUACAAAAAGCUACAGACGCCUCCACUUGACAGCGUGACGCGAGAAGCCCAGCACGACGCCAAGCCAGAGGACAAAGCCACGCUUGAGGUGCAGGUGGACUCCUCUUGGCGGCGGCAGUCACGCAAGAGUAGCUCAGAGUCAUCCAGCGAUGACGAAAAGAGGGAAGAGCACAGCAGAAGAAGGCAGGAGAUGGAGCAGCAGAGAGAGAAGAAGGAAGCAGAGAACGAAAAGGAGAGACAGAGAAUUGAACAAGAACAAAAAUUGUUACGAGAAAAGGAAGAAAAGAUGAAAAUCGAAAAAGAGAUGGAAAUUAUAAGAAAGGAAAAGGAAAGAGAAAUCAGAGAGAAAGAAAGAUCAAAGAAAGAGCAAGAGGCAAAGGAAAAAGAAGAAAAGGAAAGGACUCUAGAAAUUUUAGAAAAGGAAAGAGAAGCUAAAAAGAAGUUAGAAGAGGAAAGGAAAAUACGAGAAAGAAAAGAACAAGAGAGACUCGCCAUGGAAGAAGAAAAAAGGAAACUUUUAGAAAAAAAGAAUAAAGAAAAAGAGAAAGCACAACUGGAGAUACGUAAGAGGGAAAGAGAAGAAAAAGAGCGAGAGGAGAGAGAAAGAGCAGAAGAAAAGAAAGAAAGAGAAAAACAGAGAAAGGAAAUGGAAGAAAAAGCAGAAAUGGAACGAAGAGAGCGAGAAAGAGUGGAAAGAGAAAAGGCACAAGAGGAAGAGAAGGAACGAAAGAAGCGCGUAAGAGAGGAAGCUGAACGCCUGCGCCUCCACCACGAACAGCAGGAAGAGAAGAAGAGGAAAGAGGAAACGAGGAGGAAAAGGGAAGAGUUCAUCAGAAGAUUAUCAGGCGAGGAGGUGCCCAAGGGCGUGGGGCGUGACGAGGCCCGUGAGAACGACAAGAAACCAGACGACAAGCCAAGCGGCAGCAGCAAUACGCCGCAGGGCGAAGCUUCGUCUGAACAGCGGGUCGAGCAGCUCAUCGAUCAGUUCACCAAUCUCCGCGACGCCGACUUGGAGUGGGAAGUGCGGAGAGGCGACACCCACCACAGGCUUGGCGGAGACGAUAUUGAGGACGAGGAUGCGGAUGACCGCCGCCACUCCGACGUGGCCGCUCUGGUGAACAAGUUCCGCAAGCUCAAUGCACGCCGACGCCCAUCGUCCUCCUCGGAGAGCGAUGGCGAAGGCGGUAAGCCUCGCACUAGGUCAGUGAAGGAGGAGGCGCCCAUCCCCACCAUUCCCGCCAGGAGCAGCGGCCCGGGCAAGGUGCGUACGCUGCGGGAGGACGAAAUGCGCUUCUUUGAGUCUGCGGGCGGCGGCACGGAGCCUUUCCAACGCACCCAGAGUCUCCGCGUCAAGAAGAGCGAACAGUCGCACUUCACGCAGCCCCGCUUCGGCUCCCUGCGCGGCAGCAAGUCCAACAAGUCCCGCGUGGCGGUGAUCGCCGCCUCCAGCACCACCAACGCUGCGCUGCCCAGGAACUGCCGCCGCCUCAACAGUGACGAGCUGCAGUUCUUCACCGGCGAGGUCACCAACAUCUACCGCAACAGAACAACGAAAUCGCGCGGCAGGGCGGGGAAGAUAGACAGGAGCAACGGCAGACCGCUCAAGGCGCCUCGAAGCGGCGCCCUGCCAGACACUGAGGAGUUUUUUCGCAUAGCGGGUCGAGCCGAGCAAGGAGGUGAGCCCAACGGACGACCCGCCACUAGCGAGAACGAGUCAGACUCUGAGCCGAGCGUCCUGCGCACUAGCGACGAUGUAAUCACGGACUCCGAGAGCGACAUUUACGAGCUGGACAUCAACCUGAGGAGCGACGCGGACACAGAGGACACCUCAGACACGGAGGACCGCAGUGAGCUGGACCAGACGCUGUCCCUGUUCGUGCAUUCCAUCCAGGGGGAGUUGCUGCCGCCUGUGGCCACCGAGGGCUGCGGGGAGGAACAGUCCCGGUGCUACGUGGUGUUCAGCCCCGAGACUCACCCAUGGAGCAGCGAGGACGAGGACGAAAUGCUUGAGUCCUCCCUUGUGUUACCCACACUCACAGAGAACGUCCCCACGCCAGUACUCAAAGAAAACGGAAUCUCUCUCGCUGUGCACCUGCAGGAGGGAACACUGAGCGACGCACCUGAAGCAGUGGUGUUCAACACGCCCGCGGGGUACACAAAGACAGAACAAAUCAGUAACAGCCACAGUGAGGGUGAAGACAACACUCUACACCCUCCGAGGCAACAUUACAGCACCGAGAAAGACGCCAAUUCCUUACAGAAACUAGUAGAUUUACCUCAACACAGCGGCACCACCAAAGAAAACGAUGCUGGUAUUGAUUUUCUCGGGCUAACCAAAGCAGACUUGCGGCCAUCGGAGGCGCUCAAAGGAUUGAUGUUGACGGAACUCGUGACAGGAGAGACAGGUGAGACAGACAGCAGGGAGGCCAGCCUGCAUCUGCUGACUCUUGAGAAAAGAGAUUCCAGCGAAGAAAAGAAGGUAAAGAAGAAAGAGGAAGAUAAUGUAAAGAAGAUGGAGAAGAAAGAGGAGGUCAGUGUAAAGGUGGAGAAGAAAGAGGAAGAUAAUGUAAAGAGAAUGGAAAUGAAAGAGGAAGUCAGUGUAAAGAAGGAGAAAGAAGAGGAAAUUAAUGUAAAGAAGAUGGAGAAGAAAGAGAAAGUCAUUAUAAACAAAGUGGAGAAAAAAGAGAAGCAAGAAGCCACAAUUAAGAUGGAGAAGAAAGAUACAACAAAAGCGGAGAAGGAGGAGGAAAUCACCAUAAAGAAAACGGGAAAGCAAGAAGAGGAAGUCAGCGCAAAGAAAUUGAACCUACAGGAAAGUUACGCAGAGGAGCUUGACCCCGAGGACUUACAACUGCAGGAGGAGCAGCGGGCCAUCGCAGCCUUUCUGGAGGAGCUGGACAGGAUCAACUCCCUGCCGCGCACCAUCCCCAAGCCCUCCACCCGCCGCAAGGAGAACAAGCACAAACACAUGGACGAGGACGACACCAGCAGCGUGACCAACAGCGACGAGGACGAGGAGGACACCGACAUGCUUCCUGAGGACUUGAGGAGCAUCGAGGAGCAAAUAAUUCCUUCUGCGUCCUUCCAAGAACUCUUAUCCUGCCCCGAGGGUCCUUCAGGCUCUCCAAGACACGAUAAUGGUCCUUCAAGCACUGCCAAGGACCUCAGGGACAUAGGGGCUCCUUCACAGGAUUCCAUUGCUUCACUGAGGGCCACGAAGGACCUCUUUAUCGCAACGCCUCCUUCAGGAACUCAAAAAUCCGUUCCCAUUACUAGUUUCAAUGACGCUCUGAAGAAGGAGAAAGGAGAAAUGGGAGGAGAGAUCUACACUUCUCCUCUGCCUCCCCAGUGCACGGAGAGGCAAGAGGAAGAGGAAUGGAGGGAAAUAAGAGGAGAUGCUACUGCUUUAGGAUCACCAUCACUAUUAGAAGAGGACAUCAUGACAGGGCGGGAGUUUAUCAAGUUCUGCAUCUUUUCCCUCUGGUUUUCCCUCAUCAUCUACUUUCUCUCAGACAUUCUCAGUUAGCGGCGCACCGAGCUUUCCCCGCGUGGCCAAGGUUACAUGAAGAAAAAGCUCCCUUUGCGCCCAAGUUUAUGGAAUUGAGUCCUCCUACAGCGAGACUUGAGAGCUUCCAGUCCUCUGCUCUUAAAGUAAUUAGAGUUUUAUUAAAGAUACAUUCCUCUGUCCCCUUUCGUCCCCAUUCUUCCAAUAAAGUUAAUCUCAAAUUACCGCAGGAAACUAGAUCAGACCUUUCUUUUUCCCUUCUUUUUCCUGCCCGUCUCUCUCCAUCCCCUCCUUCCUCUCCUCAAGUCAAACCACCUCCAUCCCUCCAUCUCCUCCCCAAGCUUCCUUCCUCACAUCAUCACCCUGAAACCUUUUAGAAGUUAGGUACUACUAUUACUGAAGACUCUGUUCUUACUCUCCUCCUUCCUCAUUAUUUUCCUUCUUCCUACUUCCUCUUCUUCCUUAGUUUCUUCUUCUUCGUUAUCCUUGGUCUUUUUUUCUCUUCUUACUUUUCUUCUCGUUCUCCUUAUUUUCCUCCUCUUUCUCCCUCUAUCAUUCUCAUUUUCUUCCUCUUCUUCCUCCUUACUUUCCAGCUCUUCUCCUGUCUCCUCCUCACUUCCCUCCCUUAGUCCAUCUUUUUCUCUCCUCCCUCCUUAGUUUCCUCUUUUCUAUCUCUCUCUCUUCCCUUUCUCCUUCUCUCCUUCUCUCUCCCCUCCUUACUCCUUUCCCUUUCUUCCUCUUUGCUCUCCUCUUCUCUCUCUAUCUCUCUUCCCAGUCUCCCGUCACAUCUUAAGUCUUGUCACAGAAUUCGGCUUUUAAGUUUGAGAAAAUGUGUUAAUACGAUCUAAUACUUUGUUCCUCCCUGCGUCCCCCUCCUGCCCCUCCCUGCCUUCUCUCCCCUGACAAGCCACUUAACUAUGGGAAUUAUUAUAAAGAGCAAAACGUUUUCAUUGUACUUUUAACGGUGAUUGUGAUUCCUGUAACGCCUGAGUCCAACUGGCGCCGCUAGAAUUCGCGAAAUGAAAAUACGAAAUUGAAAUGUGCCAAUAAAAAAAAAAAAAAAGGGUGAAGAUUUAUGGUGAAAGUGAGUUUUUGAGGAAUGUGAUUAUAGUGAAAGGCCUGAGAUAUAUGAAUUAUUAUUAUUAUUUUUUUUUCUUAUACUUGAAUAGAUUGAGUUGAAAAUGUGAAAAAAAAAAAACAAGAAAAAAAUGUUGGAGUUUAAAGGGAAGUGAUUGUAAUGAGUAAGUGUGACAUAUGAAAAAAAAAUUGUUAUGCUUGAUCAAAUUCCAUGUAGAUAUAAGGAAAUGUAUAAAUAAUGUAGAAAGAAAUUAGUAUUAUUGUUCUUGUGAAUGUUUAUUUUCUUUUUUUCUUUUUUUCUUUUUUAUGUUUUCUUUUGUUUUCGUUCAGAUUUGUUGUGUUGCGCUGCUCAGUUUUGAAUGUUUAGGAGAAAGAAAAUAAAGGAAAGUGUUAGUUUUGUCAAAUUUGCCUGAUAUAAUUUCUCUUUUUAAUGUUCAAUGUUCGUUUUCUUUGUCCAGUUUGCUCUCUCUCUCUCUCUCUCUCUCUCUCUCUCUCUCUCUCUCUCUCUCUCUCUCUCUCUCUCUCUCUCUCUCUCUCUCUCUCAAUACAUUAGUUUUCUCCUUAAUUUAAGGAAGUAUUGCCAAUGCCCGUCAUGGAAUGUGACAGUGUUGCCAAAAAUAAAUAUAUGUUCUUGGAAAAAA